This is a messenger RNA of Echinops telfairi (small Madagascar hedgehog), 2565 nucleotides long. RefSeq names its product BICD family like cargo adaptor 1 (gene BICDL1). NCBI's taxonomy places the organism in Eukaryota, Metazoa, Chordata, Mammalia, Afrosoricida, Tenrecidae. Gene Ontology annotation, biological process: vesicle transport along microtubule; Golgi to secretory granule transport. The transcript is spliced from 10 exons. The record is from RefSeq and is a predicted model, not a curated record. The annotation marks the transcript as partial.
GAACUGGCGUUAGAGGAGGAGCUGGCGCUGCUGGCGGCCGGGGAGCGGCCGUGCGACCCCGGGGAGCAGCCUCCGACCGAACCGGGCUCGCCGGCCGAGGGGGCCGGGCCGCGGGCGCCACCCGCUCAGGACCCCGAGCUGCUGUCGGUGAUCCGGCAGAAGGAAAAGGACCUGGUGCUGGCGGCCCGGCUGGGCAAGGCGCUGCUGGAGAGGAACCAGGACAUGAGCCGGCAGUACGAGCAUAUGCACAAGGAGCUGACCGACAAGUUGGAGCACUUAGAACAAGAAAAACACGAACUGAGACGACGGCUUGAGAACCGAGAAGGAGAGUGGGAAGGACGCGUGUCCGAGCUGGAGAGCGAUGUGAAGCAGCUCCAGGACGAGCUGGAGAGGCAGCAAGUCCACCUGCGGGAAGCAGAUCGGGAAAAAACCCGGGCGGUGCAAGAGCUGUCCGAACAGAACCAAAGGUUACUGGAUCAGCUCAGCAGGGCGUCAGAAGUUGAGAGACAGCUGUCCAUGCAAGUCCACGCUCUCAGAGAAGACUUCCGGGAGAAGCACUCGUCCACCAACCAGCACAUCAUUCGGCUGGAGAGUCUGCAGGCUGAGAUCAAGAUGCUGUCGGAUCGGAAACGGGAGCUGGAGCAUCGCCUGAGCAGCACCCUGGAGGAGAACGACGUGCUCCAGGGGACCGUGGAGGAGCUGCAGGACCGGGUGCUGAUCCUGGAGCGGCAGAGCCACGACAAAGACCUACAGCUGCAUCAGAGCCAGCUGGAGCUCCAGGAGGUGCGCCUCUCCUACCGGCAGCUGCAGGUGAAGGUGGAAGAACUGACGGAAGAGAGGAGUCUGCAGAGCUCUGCCGCCACCAGCACCUCCCUCCUGUCAGAGAUCGAGCAGAGCAUGGAGGCCGAGGAGCUGGAGCAGGAGAGGGAGCAGCUGAGGCUGCAGCUCUGGGAAGCCUACUGCCAGGUGCGCUACCUCUGCUCCCACCUUCGUGGGAAUGACAGCGCUGACUCGGCCGUGUCCACGGACUCCUCCAUGGACGAGUCUUCCGAAACCUCGUCCGCCAAGGACGUGCCAGCCGGCAGCCUGCGCACUGCCCUCAACGAGCUCAAGAGACUCGUACAGAGCACCGUGGAUGGCAUGGAGCCCACGAGUUCCCGGAGGAUUGAGGAUGACUCCCUAGAAGAACAGAUAAGGCAGACCAGUGAGGACUCGAGAGCCCUAAGGGAGCUCAUGGAGGGAGAGAGGGGUAAACUGAGGCAAAGCCUAGAAGAGCUGCAGCAACUCCACAGCCAGGUGACACUGCUGAGUAUGGAGAUGACUGCGCUGAAGGAAGAGAGAGACCGACUCCGAGUGACGUCGGAGGACAAGGAGCCAAAGGAGCAGCUUCAGAAGGCCAUCAGGGACCGGGACGAGGCCAUUGCAAAGAAGAACGCUGUGGAGCUGGAGCUAGCCAAGUGCCGGAUGGACAUGAUGGCUCUCAAUGGCCAGCUGCUGGACGCCAUUCAGCAGAAACUGAACCUCUCGCAGCAGCUGGAGGCUUGGCAGGACGACAUGCACAGGGUCAUUGACCGGCAGCUGAUGGACAAGCACCUGAGGGAGCGGAGUCGGCCAGCCUCGUCCUCCCGGGGGGGCAGCAGCGCAGGCCGGGGUGAUGGGCCCAGCACCCCUGAAGGCAAACGACUCUUCUCGUUCUUCAGGAGGAUUUAGGUUGGGAGGGUGGGGGGCUUCAGGGCCGCCUCACUGUCCACAAGGGCAGUAGAAACCCUGCCCCCACCACAGGGCCAACUCAAGCUUGGGCACCCCCGGCCUGUUACUGAGUAGAGCUGACAGCAGGUCAUACCCAGCCCACCCAGUGCUCAGUGCCCAGCCCCCAGCACUGCUUCUGAAAACUGGGGAGCAACAAGUGGAGGCCCUUCUCCGCAUGCCGCAGGGAGCCACAGGCCCAGCCUCCCCGCCCUGGCAGAGGGGUGAGGACAGAGGAGAGGCGGCUCUCAGGGGAGGGGACAAGGCCACAGGUGUUCCCUGGCUCACCCCAGGGGCUGCGGUGGACGAUCCCCAGGAAGAAGGGUCCUGUUCCUGACACCCGUUCGUCCUCCCCAGCCUGUAGUGGGCCCCUAGGGAGAGACCCUCCCUCUUACCACACCUGGCCCCUGGCCCUCAGAUACUUCUUAGCCCAGCCAAGCAGGCCCAGGACAGACUAGCCCCUGAGGGUCUGUGGUCAGCCACAGGGCAACAUAGUACCAAGGGGACAGGAGCACUGCGUCGGCCCAGGGCGCAGAAGGAACGCCCACCCCUGCUGCUCCGGCCACCGUCUGCUGAGGCCCAAGUCCAGGCCCGCCUCCCUCCCUGGGCCAGCCCAGCAGGGCCGUGGCAAGAAUGUACUAUAGAUGUGUACAUACCACAGUGCUGUACCUUUUGUAUGUAGCAACCCUGUAAAUACAUGUAUGGAUUUUAUAAUAUACAUAUUAUAUAUAAAUCUAUAAAGGCAUAUUUUUAGAAAAACGGCACACCACUGCUUCUUUUGAAAAUAGUCUGAAUGAGAAUAAAAUUAAUUUCUACAGA